AUGUCCGCUUCAUCUUCCACGACCGGUGGUCGGAGACGAGCACGAACUCCAGGAAUACCUAGUAAGUGUUGGUGCGGGGUGGGCAUCACCGAGAUCAUCUCCAAAACCAAUCAAAACCCAUAUCGCCGGUAUUAUCGGUGUAUCUAUGCGGCGUCACUAAGGCUUGAGAACGACAAUCAUGUCUUCAAAUGGGUUGAUAAAGCUUUCACUGAUGAGAUACAACAGUUGGACAACCAAGUUCGAAUGCUAGAAGAAGAAGUUCAAUUUCUCAAAGCAACAAUAAGGAGUGAAAGUGAACUCAGUGAAGGUCCCAAAAUAAUGGAGCCCAAGAUAAAGAUAUCAGGAGGUUGUGUUAUUCUUGCUGUCGUUUUAGUUCUAGGAAUUAUGAUGUACAAGAAGUAA
This is a messenger RNA of Brassica rapa (field mustard), 402 nucleotides long. RefSeq lists its product as uncharacterized. Gene Ontology annotation, molecular function: zinc ion binding. Lineage: Eukaryota; Viridiplantae; Streptophyta; Magnoliopsida; Brassicales; Brassicaceae. The record is from RefSeq and is a predicted model, not a curated record.